Peronospora farinosa is the source of this 1320-nucleotide messenger RNA. Lineage: Eukaryota; Oomycota; Peronosporomycetes; Peronosporales; Peronosporaceae. The record is from the annotation of a GenBank genome assembly.
AUGAAUCGUGUCAACACCUUCUUUUGGUCCCGUUUAAAUCCCACCGGUGAGCUCGUGCGUUCCGUAGACGUACUGCUGCGUGAGUUGGUACCGGAUGAGAAACUGGACGCCGCCUUUGAAAAUCUUAGCAUUGCUGCAAGCUUAGGCGCAGUGCUGGUAGAAUGCAAACCUCAAGGCGAUGACCGUAAGAAUAGCGGCGUGCAGGCAGGGACGGAUAAAAGAGCAGACGCAUGUGAACCAGACUAUGAAAACAAUCCACCACUUGAGGAAGAGUCGAGCGAUGAGGAGUCGGCUACCGAAAAGACAGUGCCUGGUGAGCUCGAACGCAAGUGGGCAAAGAUCCGUGCUGUAUUCCACGACUGGGACGAAGAGCAAGGCGACCGUGAGAAGAAGAUGGACGAUAUGGCUGAGCUGCUAUUACGUUACCGAGUGCUUGAGAAGGUGCUAAUGCCCAAGGUGCUGGGACAGCUGACGUUCGAGACACGCAAGUACGUGGGCAACGUGUUUCGGGCCAUGACGGUACACAAUCUGCGCGGCUUCAUUGAGCUCAUUGGUGAGCGACCAGACAUUAUGCGGUGGCUUGUAGAAGGUUACAAGAACAACGACACCGCACUUAUCUGUGGCUCGAUGCUGCGUGACUGCUUCGAAUAUCAGACGCUUACGAUGAUCUUCUUGAACGACCUCGAGCCUGCGUUCGAGUACUUGUUCAAAGUGACGAUGGAGAACAGCAACUUUGACAUUUCAGCUGACGCACUUAUCAACAUAUCACGGCUCCUGACGGUGCACAAGAAGGUGACAGUGGAGCUCCUGGAUAAAUCAUUCGACCGCAUCUUUGGACUAUUGAAUGGUCUAUUGACGUCAGAGAAUUAUGCAACCAGGAGGCAGGCACUUCAAUUGCUUUCAGAGCUCCUGCUUGACCCCGUCAACUUUUCCGUGAUGCAGCGGUACGUGUCUUCGCGCAACAAUCUAAAGCAGGUGAUGCUACUGUUGCGUGAACCGAGCGAGGCCUUACGGAUGGACGCCUUUCACGUGUUUAAAAUCUUUGUGGCCAACCCAAACAAAUCGCCUGAGGUGGAGCAGCUCUUGGUGCGGAACCGCGAGAAGCUACUGGCGUUCGUCAGUGAUUUCGGCAAGAGCGCGUCUAACCGUGAUUUCCUUCAAGAAAGGUCACUGCUGGUGUUUGCACUGGAGCGAAUGGCUCAGAAGGAGAAUGCACAAGAAAAGGAUCAAGAGCAAGGUGUGCGACCAACGUCUUUGUCAAAUGCCGAGCGAUUGCUGCUUCCGGGUCCAGGGUCAGAAGUUUGUGCAAAGCAAAAGUAG